AUGGAUAAUUACGUGCCUUCGGAUGAAACUACUGUAGAACCGGAGAAUCCGUUCCCAGCUCCAUAUAAUGGAGAAGAUGUAAAAACCAUGUUGGUCAGCAAGUCGAGUAAAUUCUCAAAAAUCAAUGGGCACGUUCGCGAAUACUUCACAGAGAAACCAGACUGCAAUCGGUUUGUGAUAUACAAAUCGACAAAUGGAGCGACGGAGAAGGCGAUUUCGUGUGUGGAAGUUUUCAAGCAACAAUUUGAAGAACCAAUUUAUCAAUGGACUCGUGCAGUUUGCUCGAAAAGAGUCGUUUUAUGGAAGUGUCAGCAGGAGGGACCAAGAGACAUUCGAGUCACCGUUGAAGUACCAGUCAUAUUCAUCGUCAUUUCACGAGAUCCAUUCCCUGGAGAAUACAGUUGUAUGAGUAUGCAAUGUUCGUCUGAUAAAGAAAUUGCAUUUCUUCCUGCUCUUCGUUCCUCCAAAAAGUCAGCAGGCGGGAAGUCGGAUAAGAAAGACAAAAAAGGAAACCGGAGAACGAAUGAAGGAAAUAAAUGGACAAAGCCAACAUCUGAGCAAAGGAAGAAGGAGCAUAAAGAGAGAAACGAGCUUUUAAAAGAGAUCGAAUGUUCAAAAAAGCAGUGA
Molecule: messenger RNA, 627 nt
Organism: Caenorhabditis briggsae
Lineage: Eukaryota; Metazoa; Nematoda; Chromadorea; Rhabditida; Rhabditidae
Exons: 4
Coding region: 1-627 (208 amino acids)
Biological process (GO): tRNA 5'-leader removal
Cellular component (GO): ribonuclease MRP complex
Molecular function (GO): RNA binding
Source: RefSeq, a predicted model, not a curated record